Messenger RNA from Exserohilum turcica Et28A, 1175 nucleotides. RefSeq lists its product as uncharacterized. The annotation marks the transcript as partial. The record is from RefSeq and is a predicted model, not a curated record. The transcript has a single exon. NCBI's taxonomy places the organism in Eukaryota, Fungi, Ascomycota, Dothideomycetes, Pleosporales, Pleosporaceae.
GUCGUCCAGGGAAGAGCGUGCCGCUGCACGUCUCCAACCUAACGGCACUCAUCAAGGCCGCUCAGGGAUGCCGUCAUCCACCCUGAUGCCUUCGCCACGACCAGAACGCGCUGCGGCGCCUUCCAUUCGCUCACGGUCGACUGCCAGUACUGCCUCAUCGCAGGCAGAGAUGUGUACCGCCCCUGCUCCAGUUGCAUCGCGCACUGGGCGGGCAGCGCCGCGUCUCGCUGGCACCAACACGACUUCCUCGACGGAGUCAUCCAUACGGGUACCUACCCGUACGACGUUCUCUACAUCAACGGCUGCUUCACGCGCCGAACGAGCAGCUGCAAGGCCCGCUCGUUCCAACACUGCCUCUUCGUCUUCCGAGGCAUCACGAGACCAAACCAGGUCAACCCGCAAGACUCUUGCGGAGUAUGCGGCCGCUCGUGUCGAAUACGAGAAGCGCUCUAUUGAGCGUGAGAAACGUUUCGCCGAGCGGCUUGCACGUCGAAAACAAUCGGGCACCACACUCUCUGUGUCCGAGGCCAGCACGUCGUCACGGUAUGAACGCGCUACGGCGCCUUCCACUCGCUCCGUUUCGACUGCCAGUUCUGGCUCAUCUGGGGCACCGUCCCCAUCGACAAUCGACUCGCUAGCAGAGAUACGUGCUAGACGCGCUCUACGCGCUGCCGAGCGACAGUCUCGGCUCGAAAAUUCAGCCUCCCCGGGCAAGGCAUCACUCGUUCCUGCCUCCAGCUCGAGUGCCGAAAGGUCUUCUGGGCUUGCUCGGAAGGUUGCUUGGAGUAUUUCUUCUCCAAUAUGUUCGUUUGAUGUUAAUUGAAGUAGGACGAGGGACGCCGCGCUGCUCCUGCAGCAAGAUCGUUUCCUCGCUCGACCGCACAGCCAAAGACGGACCUGAGCGACCCAUUCGUUACAAGGUCGGCUCAGGCGGAGAGGGAUCGGAGGUUUGAGGAGAGGUGCCUUCUGCACGAGGCCAGGAUGGCGGCGAAGGCGAAAGAGGAGGAGAAGAAGAGGCGGCAGGAGGAGGAGGAGGAGGAGGAGAGGGACCGGGUUUACGAGGAGAGGCGGCUCCUCCAUGAAGCCAGGAUGGCGGCGAAGGCGAAGGCGAAGGAAGAGGAGGAAAGGAGGAGGAAGGCGGAGGAGGAGGAGCGGGAGCUGGAGGAGGAGAGGCG